This is a messenger RNA of Athene cunicularia (burrowing owl), 5457 nucleotides long. Its product is annotated as transmembrane protein 263-like. The record is from RefSeq and is a predicted model, not a curated record. The transcript has 5 exons. NCBI's taxonomy places the organism in Eukaryota, Metazoa, Chordata, Aves, Strigiformes, Strigidae. Bases 451 to 807 code for a protein of 118 amino acids.
UGUGGGUCGGGGAGGAGCGGGGGGGGGCUCGGUAGAGCCUCUGCCCUGCCCGCCUCCUCGCCGGGGGGGCACGCAGAGCGGGCGGCCGCCUCAGCGCCAUUGCCGCGGCCUAGCUGUCUUUGCGGGAUGUUCGCUGUCUCCGCAGUAACGAAGGGCUCUGCCGCUUUUGAAGUGGGAGGAGAACGGUCAGGGUGGGCGCCUCACCAUACUCCCAGUGCAGCAGAUUACAGAAGGAUACCAUUUGAAGGCCUUGAUUUGCCUUCCAGAUGGGAACCUGGACAGUCCCAAAGCAAGUACUAGUGAUGGUAUAUUGAGAGUUCAUGGGAGAAGCUGGGGUCCAAGGAAUCAUUGCUAAUGACCAAAAAUAUCCUUUGAAGUAAAGAUUUGUGAUGAAGACGGAUUGUAACAGGAAGCUCAGCUUGGAGUUAGGGACCUAGCUUAGAAACACAGAUGGUGGAAGAUGAAACUGAGACAGCAAGUGAAGAAUUGCCUCCUCAUCUGCGGGAAGAGCCUCCUGAAGAUGCCAGCAAGGACCAUCCGCAGCAGCAGGCAGGGGUGAUCUGGAGAGUGACGGGUGGCCUGUUCAGUAUCACCCGGGGAGCCGUGGGAGCCACGCUGGGAGGAGUUGCCUGGGUGGGCAGCAAAAGCCUGGAGCUCACCAAAACAGCUGUAACCAGCGUCCCUGCUGCUGGCGUCGGACUGGUGAAGGGCAGCGUCUCAGCAGUGACCGGCGGCGUCGGAGCUGUGGGCAGUGCGGUCGCCAGCAAAGUCCCUUUCACCGCAAAGAAGAAGGACAAAGCUGACUAAUCCCCGUCACAGCUCCCUUCCGAAAGAUCAACCUGCCCAUACUCUCCCCCAACACAGCACCUCUUUGAGUUGGAACCAGCCUCUUCAGGGAGGGUCAAGCACCUGAGCAGACUCUGGCUGCAGCCUGCUCUGCACCGCCUGCCUGGCUCAGAGUUCACAGAGCCGCUGUCAAUGCCUUUCACUCCCAUCACCUACUGGGAACCAUCUUUACUCCGAGGGCUUUAAAGGCACCGUUGUCUCUGUCUUGCAGUUUCCUCUCUCCCUUCUUGCUCUUGUAAGCACAGAGGGGUGGGACAGGGCAUCAGGCUACAUCUGCCUAGAGGCAGGGGGAGUAACAGGGGAGGGGGAGGAACUAUGCCUGGCUUGAAGUGUGGGUUGUGUAGUCAAAUUCGACUUCAGCUGGGAAGACAGCCUCUGGAACACUCCUUCCCUUGGCGCUGGGAGGUGUGUUUGGGGGGUCUGCCUGGCGGAGAACCGUAGAAGAGAGUCCCACUCACACAAAGGAAAGAUACUGUGAGAAGGGGGAAGCCUCCCUCCUGCCCUGCACCUCUUACCUUUUCUUUGCAGGGCCCAUCCCACAGGCUGCUCCCAAUCACUUAAUCCCUGACUGAAUUGCACCCUUCAGAGAAGAAACCCUCAAGCUCAGCAGAGCAGCUCCGGGGAUGAUGCCACACAAGAGUAUGAUAUGUCUCAGGCCAUCAACUUCUACACAGAUUUUCUUGGUGAGAGGCAGGAGGAUGAAAGCUGCUGUAUGUUCUUGUGUGGGGAAGGAGCUGACAGUGGCAUCUGCCAGGCCUCUGUGAUAUUGCAGCACAGGUGGUGUUUGCUCCACAGAGAGACAAACCAGGCCUUUUGGUUUGACCCUUGAAGUCCUUGCAGUAUCCCCAUCUGCAACAGGGGCGUUUUGACUCUAGGCCACACUCUCACUCCACAGACGUCACUAGUAACCAUGAGCAAGUAUGUUCCCAAAUGCCACCCCAGUUCUGCUGCAGGGAGGGAAGGGAGGCCAAGAGCGAUGCUUUCCCAUGACUCAGCAGCCCGGGAGCAGUGGCUGGGUAUGAGUGGGCUGCGCCGCAUUGGAGAGCGCUUCCCCGAGGGGCUGAGCGCGCUCCAGCGGCAGCCAGCCUGCACGGGGCACCAGCAGCUCCUCCACUCGCUGCUCCCAGGACUCCGGCCCGGCUCCUCUAAAUGACCGUGUUGCACUAAAUAGCCCACCCACACUCAUAGUGCCACAGAAACCCAGACACCUGCCUCCAUGUGGGAGUCACAGCCAUCCUCAGCCUGGCCCAUGGUGCCCCGGGGGCCGUGUGGCAUCGUGUGCACACACACACGUGCACACAUGCAUGCACUCACUCACUCCAGGGUCCCCUGUAGUUCUCGGGAUGAGGAAAGCCACAGACUCCACUGUUAACUGUGCAGCUCCUGGCUUUGGCAGGUGAUUAGCCUAGGUCAUUAGGUGUUGGAUGCAAUAGGCAAGUGAAGCAGUACUUGUGCUGUAUUUUAUAAAUAUGCAUCAGUGUUAGCGAGUGUGUAUGUACCAGUCCACAGGCAUGUCUUCAGCCAGGUAAACAAAACUGUGCCACUGCCGCAGAGGAGUUCACAGUCACUUUCGGCACUUCCAGCGUAUAGUUUUUAUAUAGGGUCCUGGUCAAAAUAAAAAUCAUGUCUUAGAGGAUGUUUUCCCCUCUUGUUGCCCAAGAGUGUAGUUUAUUGAAACCAAAGGAAUGUGAAAAAUCCCCUUUGUCUAUGCGGUUUGUUUACUUUCUGCCCUAUCUUUUGGACAUUGAAGCCAACUUCCUUGAUCUUCAUUUCCCAUUAGAGGUCAUUGCCCUUCCUGGCUGCUCUCUUGUGCUUUAGGAUUCAGACAUCAGGGAAUAUUUAACUACCACCGCCCCCCCCACCAUUUUUGCUGAAUGUUCUUGGGCUUGUGAAACAGUUUUCAUUCUGACCUUUAUUAAAUCCACAUUUUGGGCCUGACGUAAGUCUCUGUGUCCCUGUGCUAGUCACGCUGGCGUUAGUCUCUCUCCAUACCCUUCUCUUGGGUAGUCCCCGCUGUUUGCAGUGGCAAGAAGUUGCUGAUCUCCAUAGUGUGUUCCUCUUGAUAUCGUGAGAGUGGUUUAACCUAUAUCUUUGUUUCUGAAGAAAAAUAGCAUUUGGUAUGUGUGUGGAUUUCCUCAGUCUCUUUUUUCUGGUGAAGGCCAGGUUGACCCAGAUGUGUCGGUUUUGUCUCUGAAGGCAGUGGCUUCACAGAAAGAUCAGGCCUUGAUGUGCGCCUGCACUUUGCUGCGAUGCUCAUGGCAGUUGGCAAGGCCAGAAGAAGUCUUGUCUGUUCUUCCUUUGUCUCAAAUGCCCUGCAAAGCAGGAGGACAGUUUGCACUGUGUGAAUCUCUGCUCACUGCUCUCCCUGAGUGCAUUUCAUUUCUUAUUCCAGAUCACAGGCUGCUCCUGGAGCCAGCUCUAACUCCAAAGCUAAAAGCUGCUUGGGCAUAACUAGCUGUGCUAUCACCGGCCCUCUUAGAAAUACAGUUUCUUACCUAUUGGACAGAAGACAGUCUUCUUCCAAACUGCCUCUCCCAGGCCGUGGGCAGGGGAAGAUAGUAUCUAAGGGGCUUUACUUCACCAGCCACCCCUGGGCAGAUGCUGGGAGGCUCAUCAUGCUUUUGGCUAACCACUAUCCCACACAGGCUCUUGCUGGGGGAGGCAAUAUAUCCUUCCCAAGCUGUUACCUGUGGGCACUGAGCUUGCAGAGCAGGCAUGGAAAAUGGGAUUAAGGUGCAUUAAGGAAGGCCAUAAGGGUCCUGAGGCUUUCCCCAUCUUUUUUAUUUCUGCUCUUCUCUGUGACCUUGCAGUAAAUGGAGUAAAGCUCUCCAUUGAAAGCCUUCUUGUCUGGAGCUGCCAUUUCCUUACAGAAUGGCCUGUAGAAGGGGAGAAGAGGUGUGAGGGGAACUCGCAGCCUAAAUCGCUGUUCUUAUAGCCCAGCUAACGGAGAACUCGUGGACCAUAAAUGGCAAAAGAGAUCAAAUUAGCAGGCAGGGGUAGGAGAUUAAAUCUACUCCAAAACCAGGGCCUCACACCGCUUAGCAGGCAUUCAGGAAUACGUAACUGUGCAGGAAUCAAAGGCUCCUGGAAAGUAUGUCUCUGUUAACAUCCUAGGCCUGCUCAAUUCAUCCAGGCAACCCAGCCCCAGGCCGCCUUUCUGGACACUCUCAGCACCAGAACAGAAGGAAAACAGAGUCGGUGUUCCCAGUCUAAGAGCCAAGAUGCCUCCUGACACCUUUGUUUGCAGGAUGGUAGGAUCUGGAUCCGGUGGGAAAGCUGCUGGCUCCUGACAGAUGCCCUAUCUUUCCUCCUCCCCCACUACAGACCGCAGCCAUCUCAGAGUCCACCUGAGCCACUGGUGCAGCCAUUCUCCCACCACCCCUUAGUGGCAAAAACUACAUUGUGCGUAAAUCCCAUUGCUACUAGGUGGAGGGAGCUGGGGCAGCACCGGUAUGGAAGAAAGGAUUGAAGUGAGUACAAGGAAGAUCACCAGCUUUCAGGUGACGGUGAGGGGGUGAAGAGGGACCAGUGAUAGAAGGAGGUGAGGAGCCGGGGAGCAAGAAGGAGGGGAGCUUGGGUGGAAUUUGUUUGUUAGGAUCUGAAUCAGAGAGGAAUAGAAUGGAGUUUGACCUGGGGAAAAACACAGAAAGGAAACUGUAUGAAUGUGGGUUUGGUGUGUAGUGGUGGUCCACACCUGGCUGGUGCCCAGCUUCCAUAGUAGUGAUGAUUGAUAGGGAUUUCCAUUUAGAUGGAUCGAUGUGCCCAAAGGAUGGUCCAAGCACCAGACCAGCUCCCUCCUUGCCACUCCCGUUUCCCAGAUCUCCCCCAGGCUUUUGUCAUAAUCUCCCCAUGGUGGAGGUGGGAUGUGGCCCUACACACAGCCCUGUACGCUGCCACAGCUGGACGUUCCCCAUGCCCCAAAAGUGUGCUCCGUCUGAGAGAAGAGCCCACAGGCACAUCCUCUCCUCCCUUUUCCCUUCACUCAUCUCAUUAUCCUUUUUUUUUUUUUUUUUUAAAUUUCUCCCUUAGCUUUCUGUCUCACCUCUGGGUAGAGCUCUCCAAAGCUCUCACCGAGACCUUCAUUAAACAUCCACGCUCAUAUUGGCUGGGAGGGCAGAGAGGGCAACUCUGCCCCCACAGCUCCCCUGGCUGGGAGAGAAGUGCAUGUCUUCCACCCCUCUCUGUCCCCUUGUGUUGUGUGUGUGGGAAAUCUUAACCCACUUCUUUUCCUCUGGGUUCCCUCGUUGGCUCUUGUCCCUGUGGGUGGGUCAUUUCUUGUGUCUCCAUUGCAAAGUCAUCCUUGUAAAAACAACAGUGGGAGCAGAAACACGGAGAUGGCUAGAGAGAGCCACAGAACUGCUGGAACACAUACUGGGGCCCGACUCUGCUUCUCUAGGAGCUGAGCAGCCCUCUGGUAACCCAAAACCGUCACUGCGGCCGCGUGGUCCUGUGCACGGUGCUGGGCUCCAGAGAACACUUUUGUUCUUUUAUCAUUUCAGUGUCUGUAAUUGGUUUCCUACUGAAUUUGUUUGCUUGGUUUGUUUUGCAGUGUGUUUCUGGGAAUAUUCUGCAUCUCUGUAUUUUAAUUACAGUAAAAUUUGAGGAUAAAAA